This is a messenger RNA of Cucurbita pepo subsp. pepo (vegetable marrow), 1328 nucleotides long. RefSeq names its product 1-aminocyclopropane-1-carboxylate oxidase homolog 1-like. Lineage: Eukaryota; Viridiplantae; Streptophyta; Magnoliopsida; Cucurbitales; Cucurbitaceae. The record is from RefSeq and is a predicted model, not a curated record.
ACCAGCGGCCCAAGAGAGAAUCCUCUGUUCAAAAGCUUAUCUUUAUAAACACGGCGAAUAAUUUUUCGUAGAGGAGGUUCAUUUGAUCGGAAAAAAUGGCGGUCGACGGAUGUAUCCUCACUCCGUUAUCCAAAGUGGGUGAAAACUACCACAGACCCACCGAGCUCAAAGCUUUUGACGAUUCUAAAGCUGGCGUUAAAGGGCUAGUCGACGCAGGUGUUACUGAAAUUCCACGCAUCUUUUACCAGCCACCGGAAGAUUACCACUCCGACAACGUCGCCGGCGAAACACCGUACAAAAUUCCGGUGAUCGAUCUCGAACACGUGGACAGAAAUUCCCUCAAACGCAAAUUCACCAUCGACAGAAUCCGAGAAGCUUCAGAGAAAUUGGGUUUUUUUCAAUUGAUCAACCAUGGGAUUCCGGCGGCGGUGCUGGAAGAGAUGAAAGAAGCGGUUAAGAGAUUUAACGAACAAUGCACGGAAGUGAAGAAACAAUACUACACUCGCAACACGACCAAGCCUUUGAUUUACAAUAGCAAUUUCGAUCUGUACAGCGCAGCCGCCACGAAUUGGAGGGACACGAUUGGUUACAUAAGUGCUCCUGUUCCUCCCAAUCCACAGGACUUGCCGGAGAUUAUCAGAGAUAAUUUGGUGGAUUACUCGAAAAGAGUGAUGGAAAUUGGGAAUUUGCUGUUUGAAUUGCUGUCGGAGGCUUUGGGGCUGACCCCAAAUUACUUGAAGGACAUAGGGUGCUGCGAGGGGCUGGCAAUUGGGUGCCACUAUUACCCACCCUGCCCGCAGCCACAUUUGACACUGGGCACAUCCGAGCACAGUGACAAUGUCUUCAUCACUGUUCUGUAUCAAGACCACAUCGGCGGCCUUCAGAUCCGCCACCAGAAAAAGUGGGUCGACGUCCCACCGGUCGAUGGCGCGUUGGUCGUCAACAUCGGAGAGCUUAUGCAGUUGAUAACAAACGACAGAUUCAUAAGCGUGGCGCAUAGGGUAUUGGCGAAACAGGAGGGUCCAAGAAUCUCAGUGGCGAGCUUUUUUAGUACGCUUUAUUUGCCGAACUCGAAACUGUAUGGACCCAUAAAGGAACUGUUAUCGGAAGAAAAUCCGGCCAAGUACAGAGAAACCACGAUCAGAGACUUCCAUCUCCAGUAUCGUGCCGAUGGGCUUGGGACUUCCUCUCUGCAGCAUCUCAAGCUUUGACUACAAUAAUAAUUCAUCUACUUUUCUCGCUUUGUUUAGUUUACCACGUCUAAUCUUCUACUUAAGUUAUAUAUUCGACCGUGCUCUUAUCAAUCAAUAUGUCCUAAUUUGAUAUCA